This is a messenger RNA of Helianthus annuus (common sunflower), 639 nucleotides long. RefSeq names its product chorion class high-cysteine HCB protein 13-like. The record is from RefSeq and is a predicted model, not a curated record. Bases 1 to 639 code for a protein of 212 amino acids. Lineage: Eukaryota; Viridiplantae; Streptophyta; Magnoliopsida; Asterales; Asteraceae. The transcript is spliced from 3 exons.
AUGGUUAUUCUAGCUGGAGCUGCAGCUUCUGUAGCUACAGCUGCUGUAAUUGUUACCGCUAGUGGUGUUGGCGGCUGUGGCGGUGGAGGAUGCGGUGGCGGUGGUUGUGGAGGGGGUUGUGGAGAACAGGCACCAGACUUGAUAAGUCUUCUUCUAUUGAUUGAAGUUCAAGUUACAUGCACAUGUAUCAUAUGUCAAAUGAACAAGUUUCCUACUAGCUUUUUGAAGUUUUUGAAACUUAGAAAGAUGAAAGCCUAUGCUAUAGUUCUCAUAGUCUGCGGUUCUAUCGCUGCAGCGGUUAUUGUUUUGUGUUGUGUCUUCAAUAAUGGCAAAAAGAAGAAAACCCAAGUUCCAAACACCACUAAACAACCAACCAUCCGCCAGCAUCCACCACUCCGAACCGAUCCUGACCUUGAAAUAGGUAAGAAAACCACCAAAACAACAGAAAAAGAUGGAGGAAUGGUUAUUCUAGCGGGAGCUGCAGCUUCUGUAGCUACAGCUGCUGUAAUUGUUAGUGCUAGUGGUGGUGGUGGUGGUGGAUGUGGUGGUGGUGGUGGGGAUAGUGGAGGAUGUGGUGGUGGGGGAUGUGGCGGUGGUGGCUGCGGUGGCGGUGGCUGUGGAGGGGGUUGUGGUGGUUGA